AAUUUGCGCGGGAAUUCUCGAAUUAGUUUCUGACUUUUCGCUUUACUUUCUUUCCCCCUGCCGAUAUCAAUCAAAUCGCGUCUUUCUUGCAGCUGCGAGAGCUAGGAGACGGAGGGAAAUAGAAAAGAACUAGGGUUUCGAAUUUUGAAAGAAACAGAAAAUUAAGAAGGAAAAAGAUAUGGUGAAGAGAAAAAGCAGCAAUAAUUGCAACAGAAGGAUAAGAAUCAACAGAGGAGGCAUGGAAGCGAACACGUUAGCAAUCCUCGACUCCAACGAAUCUCACAAAGAUUCUCAAGACGCCAGAGAUGACAGUGUUGAUUUUCUGGAAGCUGUGCGUACUGCUUCACUUUUACCAGAAAACGGAACUCCUCCUACUGAAAAAAUGGUUGAGGCGGUGUUUCAAAUCCUGAGGGCAGGGAAAUCUCUAGAACUUAUAAUGUCUAGUUAUGAGCUUUUGAAUGAGAUCGAAAAGCGUUUUCCUCGAGUUUGUAUAUCUGAAUCAUCUGGUAAUGAUUCUCGUGAACUGGUAGUGAUUAAUGAGGCAUGGCUGCCAUUUGUGGUUUUCUCCGAUGUCAUGUCUAGUGAGAGAGAAGCCACUCCCAAAAACUCAGAUGGAUUGUUUGAUGUCAAUGGUUUUCAUGAAUUAAUACAAGGCCUUGCUGAAUUAGCUAAUAAAACAAUUUCUCAGAGGGUGGAUACUGAGUCCUUAGGAAAUAUGUUACUGUUUCAAUAUCUUGUCAAUGUUCUUGAAGAAGAUUUUGUACCCCGUAUCAACAUGUAUAAAGAAACCAUGAACUGGAACCUUUUGAGGGAGUGCUUACUCAACAUGCUUCUGGGUUCAAGAAGAGUCAACUACAAGGUUUUAAUGAAAGAUUGCUUGUCUACAAUCUGUGGACUGUGCCAAGAUCAUGCUGGAAUUGUUGAUGAGUCUGAGCAUUCUGAGACUUCUAUGGGAAAGUCAUACGAGAAUCAUAAUACUGAUGUAGCAAUUGCGUUGCUUGAAGUACAAAAGACUACUUGUUUGGCUAUGCAGAAACUUCUGACAAUGAUUAUGGAGCUUGACAUGUCAAAGAAGCAAGCGCACAUGGAAGGUCAAACUACCAGAGCUGAUGGUGUGAGAACCCCACUGGCAGAGAUUAUCUUGGAUGAGCUAACUUAUGACAGAGAUAUACUCUCCCCAUUUCUUCAGGUCUUUAAUGACCCUAAAUGGAAGCUUGAGAUCAUUGUGCAGUACUUUCUAAAAUACACAGCCAAGCCUUCUGUUCGUACUCGGAGAUCAGAUGUUACUUCUGAAGAUUCUACGUUAAAUAGAGUUUUGAAGUCCUUUUCAAAUGGCACCUACACAAGAAACAUUAUAAAGAAAAUUGAUGUAGAAGCUGUUCAAUUGCUUUUGGCACAUGCUUUUCUGGCCUACUUGUCCAUGUCAUCUCAGCAACGUCUUCCUGGCAUGUCUGAUUGCAAGGAAGAUGAAAACAGUUCCCUCAUGGAAAUAUCUAAAGAUGUAAUUGCUGCGUUCAAUAGUCUAAGAGGAGCAGAUGAGAACAUUGAGAUUUCAUCCCUUGGAAAAGAAGCACUAUUUACUGCUGCAAUGAUCAUUUCAACAACUUCAUAGGAGGUCCAGAAAAGCCGCACUUCGUUUCUGGUUUUUGAAGGGUCGCAUAUUGAAGGUAACUUGUCUGACCAUCACUGUAUAUAAAUCACAGGGAAUUCAGUAAACUUUUUUAGUUGUACCUUCUAGCCAAAAAAAAAAAAGACGUAUUUAGUGUACCUAGCACUAUUGUCAUGCAACAGUGCAUAUGGUGUUUGGAGUAAAUAAAUUAUGUAUCCAGCUUUAUAACAUCCAAA
Theobroma cacao (cacao) is the source of this 1845-nucleotide messenger RNA. The record is from RefSeq and is a predicted model, not a curated record. Lineage: Eukaryota; Viridiplantae; Streptophyta; Magnoliopsida; Malvales; Malvaceae.